GCCAUUGGGAACUACUCCGUCCAGCACUGCCUGGAGUAUGGCAACAAGAGCUGCCGUGCUGAACUUACCAACAUGGUGCUGAACCACUUCCGAGAGUUUGCCUUGGACCCCAAUGCGUGCGGGGUUGUCAACAAGGCUCUGAUUCAUGGUCCUCCUCAGCAGAGGAUGAUGCUGGCAAUUCUGAUUGCCAGCGAUCUGCGCACAUUUUUGGGAAUGGCGCAGAUGCAGAAGG
Molecule: messenger RNA, 232 nt
Organism: Symbiodinium pilosum
Lineage: Eukaryota; Dinophyceae; Suessiales; Symbiodiniaceae
Source: the annotation of a GenBank genome assembly